GCGGCCGGGGAAGAUGGUGGAGGACGGCGCGGAGGAGCUGGAGGAUCUGGUGCACUUCUCGGUGUCCGAGUUGCCGAGUCGCGGCUACGGCGUCAUGGAGGAGAUCCGGCGGCAAGGCAAGCUGUGCGACGUGACGCUCAAGUGCCCUGGAAGCUCUGAUCAACUUUGCCUACAACGGCCACCUUGCCAUUGACCAGCAGAAUGUCCAGUCCUUACUCAUGGGGGCGAGCUUCCUGCAGCUACAGAGCAUCAAAGACGCCUGUUGCACAUUCCUACGAGAACGCCUUCACCCCAAGAACUGUCUGGGCGUGCGCCAGUUUGCCGAGACAAUGAUGUGCGCCGUGCUGUAUGAUGCCGCCAACAGCUUCAUCCACCAGCACUUUGUGGAGGUGUCCAUGUCGGAGGAAUUCCUGGCCCUACCCUUGGAAGACGUGCUUGAGCUGGUGUCUCGGGACGAGCUGAAUGUAAAGUCGGAGGAGCAAGUCUUUGAGGCUGCACUUGCCUGGAUCAGGUACGACCGGGAGCAGAGGGGAGCCUGCCUGCCCGAGCUGCUGUCCAAUAUCCGCCUGCCUCUCUGCCGACCCCAGUUUUUGUCGGACCGAGUGCAACAGGAUGACUUGGUGCGUUGCUGCCACAAAUGCAGGGACCUGGUAGAUGAAGCAAAGGACUAUCACCUCAUGCCAGAGCGCCGGCCCCACCUGCCAGCCUUCAGAACUCGGCCCCGCUGCUGCACGUCCAUCGCUGGCCUUAUCUAUGCCGUGGGCGGCCUCAACUCAGCAGGUGAUUCCCUGAAUGUGGUGGAAGUGUUUGACCCCAUUGCCAAUCGCUGGGAGAAGUGCCAUCCCAUGACGACAGCGCGGAGCCGCGUGGGUGUGGCUGUGGUGAACGGGCUGCUCUAUGCCAUCGGGGGCUACGACGGCCAGCUCCGGCUCAGCACAGUGGAGGUCUACAACCCCGAGACGGACACCUGGACCAGAGUGGGGAGCAUGAAUAGCAAGAGAAGUGCCAUGGGGACGGUUGUGCUUGAUGGGCAGAUCUACGUCUGUGGGGGCUACGACGGCAACUCAUCGCUCAACUCUGUGGAGACCUACUCACCUGAGACGGACAAGUGGACUGUGGUGACCCCAAUGAGCUCAAAUCGCAGUGCUGCUGGGGUUACUGUCUUUGAGGGCAGGAUAUACGUGUCGGGAGGCCAUGACGGCUUGCAAAUCUUCAACAGUGUGGAGCACUACAACCAGCACACGGCCACCUGGCACCCGGCGGCCGGCAUGCUCAACAAGCGCUGCCGCCACGGCGCGGCCUCCCUGGGCAGCAAGAUGUUCGUCUGCGGGGGCUACGACGGCUCGGGCUUCCUCAGCAUCGCCGAGAUGUACAGCUCGGUGUCGGACCAGUGGUGCCUGAUCGUGCCCAUGCACACGCGCCGGAGCCGGGUCUCCCUCGUGGCCAGCUGCGGGCGCCUCUAUGCCGUGGGCGGUUACGACGGACAGUCGAAUCUCAGCUCGGUGGAGAUGUACGACCCAGAGACGGACCGCUGGACAUUUAUGGCUCCCAUGGCGUGUCAUGAGGGCGGGGUUGGUGUGGGCUGCAUCCCUCUCCUCACCAUUUAAGACAGAGGAUGGGACGUGGUGGGGUCAGGACCUGGUCCAAACAUAGGGGUUUCCUUCUAGGAAGAGUUCCUCUCUAUCCAGAGAGGCGGCCGACUAGAAGGUGGGGUGGGAUGUGAGCUCGCGGAGGUACGGUUUUUUUCAGGUGCUGAAGCCUUCCCUGCUGUGCUGCCCUGUGACCUUCAGGCCUGGGUCAUCGAGAUACACAGCAUGGGACCGAAGCCCCUCCGGGUCCUGGCAGCUUGUGACGUGGAACUCCUGUUGGUCUGUGCCGGCACAGGCCGCGUCCAGGCCCGGGUCCCCACCACCACUGCAGCGCGGGCCAUCGGCUUCCUGACACUCCUCGCCUGCUUGCCAUCUGUCCAUGUUGUGGCCAGUUUGCCCUGAGAUGGCUGCAGGGGCCAAGCUCUUCAGAAGCGGGGGAUCGUGGCUGGGAGAAGA
Molecule: messenger RNA, 2045 nt
Organism: Elephantulus edwardii (Cape elephant shrew)
Lineage: Eukaryota; Metazoa; Chordata; Mammalia; Macroscelidea; Macroscelididae
Gene: KLHL18
Product: kelch-like family member 18
Exons: 9
Coding region: 219-1607 (462 amino acids)
Molecular function (GO): protein binding
Source: RefSeq, a predicted model, not a curated record